AUGGCUUCUCUUCUCAAGUCCGCCGCCCGACCUACGACCUUACGAGCCGUUGGCGCAUCGAACGGCUUGCGUGCUAUCACUACUGCAGACCGAACAUUCAUCCGGACCAAGGCUACAUUGCCUGACCUAAAAUAUGACUAUGGCGCCCUCGAGCCCGCCAUUUCCGGUCAGAUUAUGGAACUCCACCACAGCAAACACCAUCAGACAUACGUAAAUUCGUACAACGAUGCCGCAGACAAGUAUGCCGCCGCCGAAGCAAAGGACGAUAUUGCUACCAAAAUAUCUCUACAACCACUCAUCAACUUCCACGGCGGAGGCCACACCAACCACAGUCUUUUCUGGGAGAACCUGGCACCGAAGAACCAGGGCGGUGGCGAGCCUCCUUCUGGGGCACUGUCGAAAGCCAUCGAUGCGACGUUCGGCGGUCUGGAGCCGUUCAAGAAGCAGUUCAACACAGCACUAGCCGGCAUCCAGGGCAGCGGAUGGGCGUGGCUUGUCAAGGACAACACUACUGGCCAGGUCGGCAUCAAGACUUAUGCAAACCAGGAUCCCGUAGUGGGACAAUACAAGCCAUUGCUGGGCGUUGAUGCUUGGGAGCAUGCUUACUACCUCCAGUACCAGAACAAGAAAGCCGAGUACUUCGCGGCCAUCUGGGACGUCAUCAACUGGAAGGCGGCCGAGAAGCGUUUCGGCGCUUAA
Molecule: messenger RNA, 699 nt
Organism: Cyphellophora attinorum
Lineage: Eukaryota; Fungi; Ascomycota; Eurotiomycetes; Chaetothyriales; Cyphellophoraceae
Product: Superoxide dismutase [Mn], mitochondrial
Exons: 3
Coding region: 1-699 (232 amino acids)
Biological process (GO): superoxide metabolic process
Cellular component (GO): mitochondrion
Molecular function (GO): superoxide dismutase activity; metal ion binding
Source: RefSeq, a predicted model, not a curated record